AUGCAUACGGCUCAGAGGAUCGCUCUCGGCCUGCUCGCUGCGGCGGCAGUUGCCACUGCGUCCGAUGUCGUCCAGCUGAAGAAGGACACCUUUGACGACUUUGUCAAGUCUAAUGACCUUGUCCUCGCUGAGUUCUUCGCCCCUUGGUGCGGCCACUGCAAGGCCCUCGCCCCGGAGUACGAGGAGGCUGCGACCUCGCUCAAAGAAAAGAACAUCAAGUUGGCCAAGGUGGACUGCACAGAGGAGACGGACCUCUGCCAACAACAUGGCGUUGAGGGCUACCCGACCCUCAAGGUCUUCCGCGGCCUUGACAACGUCUCUCCCUACAAGGGCCAGCGCAAGGCUGCUGCAAUUACUUCCUACAUGGUCAAGCAGUCCCUCCCCGCUGUGUCCGAGGUAACCAAGGAUACUCUGGAGGAGUUCAAGAAGGCCGACAAGGUCGUACUUGUCGCCUACCUUGAUGCCUCCGACAAGGCCUCCAACGAGGUUUUCACCCAGGUCGCUGAGAAGCUCCGCGACAACUACCCCUUCGGUGCUAGCACCGACGCCGCCCUAGCGGAGGCCGAGGGCGUCAAGGCUCCCGCCGUCGUCCUCUACAAGGACUUCGAUGAGGGCAAGUCUGUCUUCUCAGAGAAGUUCGACGGCGAGGCGAUUGAGAAAUUCGCCAAGACGGCUGCCACCCCCCUUAUUGGCGAGGUUGGCCCCGAGACAUACUCCGACUACAUGUCGGCUGGCAUCCCUCUUGCCUACAUCUUCGCAGAGACUGCCGAGGAGCGCAAGGAGCUCAGCGACAAGCUCAAGCCCGUCGCGGAGGCGCAGCGCGGCGUCAUCAACUUCGGUACCAUUGAUGCCAAGGCCUUUGGCGCCCAUGCCGGCAACCUCAACCUCAAGACCGACAAGUUCCCCGCCUUCGCCAUCCAGGAGGUCGCCAAGAACCAGAAGUUCCCCUUUGACCAGGACAAGGAGAUCACCCUCGAAGCCAUCAAGGCUUUCGUUGAUGACUUCGUUGCCGGCAAGAUUGAGCCCAGCAUCAAGUCCGAGCCCAUCCCUGAGACCCAGGAGGGCCCUGUCACCGUUGUCGUUGCCAAGAACUACAACGAUAUCGUCCUUGACGACAGCAAGGAUGUCCUGAUUGAGUUCUACGCGCCGUGGUGCGGCCACUGCAAGGCUCUGGCUCCCAAGUACGAGGAGCUCGGCGCCCUGUAUGCCAAGAGCGAGUUCAAGGACAAGGUUGUCAUUGCCAAGGUUGAUGCUACUGCGAACGACGUGCCCGAUGAGAUCCAGGGCUUCCCCACCAUCAAGCUGUACCCGGCUGGUGCGAAGGACAAGGCCGUUACCUACUCUGGCUCGCGCACUGUUGAGGACCUCGUCAAGUUCAUCUCCGAGAACGGCAAGUACAAGGCCGCACCCUCAGAGGGUGCUGAAGAGUCUUCGUCCACCGAGGCUGCUACUGAGACUUCCUCGGAGGCUGCUAAGGAGACGCACGACGAGCUCUAG
Messenger RNA from Chaetomium strumarium, 1497 nucleotides. RefSeq names its product thioredoxin-like domain-containing protein. The coding region runs from base 1 to 1497 and encodes 498 amino acids. Gene Ontology annotation, molecular function: protein disulfide isomerase activity. The transcript is spliced from 3 exons. The record is from RefSeq and is a predicted model, not a curated record. Gene Ontology annotation, cellular component: endoplasmic reticulum. Gene Ontology annotation, biological process: response to endoplasmic reticulum stress; protein folding. Lineage: Eukaryota; Fungi; Ascomycota; Sordariomycetes; Sordariales; Chaetomiaceae.